AUGAUCGGCCGUUCAGAAAUCCCCUCCCUGCGCAAAUCUACUUCAAUUAUCCAUACAUUGAUUCCUUUCUUUUCCAGGAAAUACACCACGACGGCUAGUCCAGCUGCUGCCCAGCCGGGGCCUCCUUCCGCUUCCUUCUAUGGAUAUCAGUCUCUUGCUAUAUCAGGAAGCGAGGACAAUGCUAAUAUCCGUCAAACAUAUCGCCUCUUUAUUCUUAAGAAAGACUCAGCUGAGGACUGGGUCAAUAACUUAGAGUUAAUAAUGGCUAUGGACAUGGCAGCGCGGGAACUGCGAGGAUUAAAUAACAAGUCAUUCUUAAGUGCAGGGCCCGAUAGUUCAGGCAACAGAGUGAUAAGUAUAUUUGGAUAUUGCCUGAACAGCACGGGAAUCUGGUUAAUACCGCUUAGUACAGGAAGCAUGCAUCCCACGCAGGGCCGUAUGCUGGCUAUUCCGCAGGUAUACGGCGGCUCGCAAUCAUUCAACACCAUUAACUCGCUGCGUAUUCUCGGCAGGUGGAUGCGCAUAUUUACCAUUCCAAAUCAGUCAUCUAUCCCCAAAGUGUAUAUAUAUUUCCCCGAUGAAGGUCAACCAGGUGACCAGAGACUCCUGUCCAGUAGUAAUCGGGACCGAGUAGAUUGCAUGGAGGAGUUUAUGAAAUAUACCCUCAUGCGGCCCCGCCUAGAGCUUUUUGGCAAUCGGUUCAGCGAGCGGGAAGAGAAACAGGCCAAGGAUAAAAUGACGCGGGCAAAAAAAGUUUAG
Molecule: messenger RNA, 759 nt
Organism: Aspergillus niger
Lineage: Eukaryota; Fungi; Ascomycota; Eurotiomycetes; Eurotiales; Aspergillaceae
Source: RefSeq, a predicted model, not a curated record